This is a messenger RNA of Setaria italica (foxtail millet), 1580 nucleotides long. RefSeq names its product RHOMBOID-like protein 12, mitochondrial. The transcript has 8 exons. NCBI's taxonomy places the organism in Eukaryota, Viridiplantae, Streptophyta, Magnoliopsida, Poales, Poaceae. Gene Ontology annotation, molecular function: serine-type endopeptidase activity. Gene Ontology annotation, cellular component: membrane. The record is from RefSeq and is a predicted model, not a curated record. The coding region runs from base 149 to 1138 and encodes 329 amino acids.
CAUUUCCCGAUCGAAUGUUCGAAACCCCCCAUCUCGGAGUUGGAACAGAAGCUAUCAACCUCCACCGAUUGGCCACCGCCAGGCGCGGAGGAGACGGCGGCCGGAGCAGCCGAAGAGAGCCUUGCAGGCGUAGCCAGCCGGGUUCGCCAUGCGGAGGAAGCUGCUUCAGUUCCAGUCCCUUCUCGCGCAGCACGCCCUCCGCGGGGUCCCAAAACCCAGACCUCAACUCCAAUCACACCACCACCGCCUCCUCCAUUCCCCCUCCGCGCCAUCCUCCCCCUCCCCCGCGCCGUCGGCUCAGCUCCUAUGGAAUCGCCUCUCCGGCGGCACCGCUGCCUCCCUCCUCCCGAGGAGUGUGGCGGCCGUCGCGGAGUCCGCGCGGACCGCCGCGUCCCGGUGGUUGGCCGCCGCCCGCGGCGCCGGCUCCCUCGAUCUCUUCUCGCUGCAGCGCCGGCGGAGGGCACGGGGCUCGGGAUGGCAAUUCGCGUCGUCCUCCUUUCUCCACAGCGCGCCCUGGGCGUACUGGAUGAACACCCCCGACGGGAUGGUGUGGACGCUCAUCGGCGUGAAUGUGGCCGUCUUCAUGCUCUGGCGUGUGGCUGAUCCGGGGUUCAUGAGGAGGCAUUUCAUGAUUUCACUGGACAAUUUCAAGAGCGGACGGUUGCACACCUUGCUCACGAAUGCUUUCAGCCACGCAGAUUCUAAUCACCUAUUUUCCAAUAUGAUUGGCUUCUACUUCUUUGGGACAAGUAUUGCGAGCACAUUUGGGCCUGCAUUUCUGUUGAAGUUGUACGUAGCUGGAGCACUUGGUGGAUCGGCAUUAUUCUUGCUAGAGAAGGCUUUACUAGCUCCACGCAAACAGGCUUAUGCUGGAUGGGAUACUUCAAGAGCCCCUGCACUUGGUGCAAGUGCUGCAGUUAAUGCAACUAUCCUCCUUCAGAUUUUCCUGAAUCCCAAGGGACUAGUCUAUUUUUACUUCGUAAUUCCUAUUCCAGCUGCACUUAUGGGGGCUGCUUUGAUUGGUGCUGAUUUAUAUAGGGUCAAGAAGGGGCAGGGCGAUGUAUCAGGUUCAGCUCAUUUAGGUGGUGCCCUAGUUGCUGCUCUUGUGUGGGCUCGAAUUGCGAAAGGCUGGAUCUGAUCUUCUAGCUUUUAUAUAAAUGGACCAAAAGUGCAAAGGCAACCAUCUGCGCCCACCUUGUGGCCCCUUUUGGGUUGAAAUUUGCAUUUGUUGUUAUCUGACGACUCACUGAUAAUUGAGGGAUGGCUGAACAUGCUACUUGCUGCCCCGGAUGAUGUCGUAGCGGAUAAUUGGAUAUUUGUCAAUGCUGGCUGAAUAUUUUUAUAAUUUUAUUCCGGCAAUGGCCGUCCUUAAGCGAAAGGACCCGAUCUCAGUUUGGCACGUUUUGAAUCUGAGUAUAUGAGGCUACGGCUGGCCUAUCUGUAUUCUGUGCUGAUAUAAAGUGGGGAAGACAAUGGCAGAGAAGAACUGCAUGAAUGGUUCAAGAAGCGUGUUGAAAGAUUCCUGUAGAUCCUAUGUAUGUCUGGACUCUAACUGCUACUUUAGGUAAAGGUCUUUGCCA